UUACUCUUUGCGGUCCACAAUCGGUCGAUUCUAGGACCAAGUAUCAAUACUUGUGUGAAAGGUACUUCGAUUUGCUGCCCAGGCCACCGUACCGUUGUUGGUACCGUGAUCCACCGUAUUGUCUUGGUCAAGUUUGGUUGGGUUGGAUAUAAUACCGUGCUGACAACAUUCAGCUCAACCAUGUUAUAAUCACUUCCGAUUUUGUGGUUAUCGAAAUAAGUUUAUCAAUAAUGAAGCUUAUAACUCAUAAUAUGCUAACUUCUAAAUGUCUGAAAGGGGUUAUGACUGGUUAUCCUCUUUCUAUUAACGCCACUAAUGUAAAAGUAACUGAAGUCGAUUUUAAUCCAGAGUUUAUAACCAGAAUUAUACCCAAGUUAGACUGGAAUGUUGUGUGGGGUGCUGCAAAUAGUAUAGGUCACAGUGAAGGCCUCCCUAAAACAAUAGAACCUAAAUAUGAAGAAGAUGAAGACUUUUUGAAGAAAGCUCACAGAGUCCUUUUAGAACUUGAAAUAGAAGAAGGCUACCUUACUUGCCCAGAAUCAGGACGACAGUUCCCUAUUUCAAAAGGAAUCCCGAACAUGUUAUUAACAGAAGCUGAAGUUCAAUAAAUUGUUAUAGAACAUAUUUUUUCUUUA
Messenger RNA from Plodia interpunctella (Indianmeal moth), 635 nucleotides. RefSeq names its product tRNA methyltransferase subunit 11-2 (gene Trmt112). Bases 231 to 608 code for a protein of 125 amino acids. Gene Ontology annotation, biological process: tRNA methylation; peptidyl-glutamine methylation; rRNA (guanine-N7)-methylation. Gene Ontology annotation, molecular function: protein heterodimerization activity. NCBI's taxonomy places the organism in Eukaryota, Metazoa, Arthropoda, Insecta, Lepidoptera, Pyralidae. The record is from RefSeq and is a predicted model, not a curated record. The transcript has 2 exons.